Molecule: messenger RNA, 4293 nt
Organism: Tarenaya hassleriana
Lineage: Eukaryota; Viridiplantae; Streptophyta; Magnoliopsida; Brassicales; Cleomaceae
Exons: 2
Coding region: 16-1203 (395 amino acids)
Molecular function (GO): zinc ion binding; nucleic acid binding
Source: RefSeq, a predicted model, not a curated record
CCUUUCUGUUCUCUUAUGACUUCUUCUAUUUCGUUCGACCCCGACUCUACCGGCCCGACUAUGGCCUCGACUCCGACGGUUUUGCCUGUUGAAACUCCUCGGCGAACAAUUUCUCCCUACGACCUCAGUCCCAGUGACAAUCCGGGUCUCGUUUUGUCACAGCCUCUCUUACGUGGCCACAACUACGAAGAGUGGUCAAUUAAUAUGCGUCAUGCCUUGAAGUCUCGGAAGAAGUUCGGUUUUGUUGACGGCAAAAUCACUCAUCCGGAUUCCGAUUCGACUGAUUAUGAAGACUGGGAAACGAAUAAUUCGCUUAUUGUUUCCUGGAUUAAAAACACUCUUGAGCCAUCUCUCCGCUCGGAUGUUGUUCACCGUGAAUUCGCUAGAGAUCUGUGGGAUUAUCUCAAGCGCCGAUUCGGAAUGACGAGUGCUCCUCGUCUCCUUCGUCUUCGCAGCGAGCUUGUCAAUUGUCGUCAGAAAGGGAUGUCUGUGGAAUCGUAUUUUGGCAAGCUCACCAAAUUGUGGGAUGAUCUCGCUACGCUUCGUCCUCUCAAAACCUGUCGCUGUGGGUUUUGUACCUGCAAUAUUGCUGCAGACUUCGAGAAGCAGCGACAGGAAGAUAGACUCUAUGAAUUUCUUCUUGGCCUUGACGACGAAAAGUUCGGUGUUGUUCGAUCGAACUUGCUUUCCCGUCAACCUAUACCGACGGUGGAAGAAGCAUAUCUGGUCGUUACCCAAGAUGAAGCUUCCAAAGAUUCGGUGUCUCUCUCAGCAGCUGCGUCUGAUAUCGCGACAUUCUCGGUUGGUGUUGAGUCUAAACCUCGUCCAACUCCAGCGGUAAAGGACAAGACUGUUCUAUGUACCAAUUGUGGCCGGUCCGGUCAUGUCGUUGAAAGCUGCUUUCAGAUUUUGGGGUACCCGGAGUGGUGGGGUGACCGUCCCCGCAGUCGCUCGGGUCGAGGUCGUGGUUCAACAUCGUUUUCUCGCGGACGGGGGACAGUUCCUGCAAACUCUGUUCAGACUGCUUCUUCUGGCACUCUUGCUGUUACACCUCCUGCUUCUGUCAUCUCCGAUGCUUCUUCAUCUACUGGUUUAAAUGGUGACCAAUGGAAAGCCCUGAUAUCCCUUCUCAAUGCCGGUAAAAUCAGUGCUCCAACCACAUCUUCGGGCCCGGGAUUCGAAGAUGGUGAUUGGAGCGGGUGAGUUACGCGAUGGACUCUAUUAUUUUCGGCGGUUUGAGGUUGCAUCGGCUGUUCGUACAGAUAUCGGUGUUUCGUUUGAAGUGUGGCAUAGACGAUUAGGACAUCCCUCGAACGCUGUGCUAGAGCAGAUUUCGGGACUUGGAUUAAAUCGACCUAUUAGUUUCUCAGUUGAUUGUGAUGUUUGUUUUCGUGCAAAGCAGACACGAGAUUCUUUUUCACAAAGUUCUAAUAAAACUUCUGAUAUUUUCCAGCUUAUCCACUGUGAUUUGUGGGGACCGUAUCGAACACCGUCAUUCUGUGGUGCUCGUUAUUUUUUGACGAUUGUAGACGAUUUCUCUCGUGGUGUUUGGUUGUUUCUUAUGCCCGAUAAACGUCACGUUUCUGAUCAGAUUAUUGCUUUUUUAGCAAUGGUUGAUAGACAGUUCGACAAGAAAGUUCGGGUUGUUCGCAGUGACAACGGAACGGAAUUCACAUGUCUCGGUAAUUUUUUCCGUGCACAAGGAAUCAUACACGAAACAUCGUGCGUUCACACCCCUCAACAGAAUGGUCGUGUCGAACGCAAACAUCGACACAUACUCAAUGUUGCUCGUGCUCUUAUGUUCCAAGCUAAUUUUCCGAUCGAGUUCUGGGGUGAUUGUGUCUUAACAGCCGGGUUUCUCAUCAAUCGAACACCCACGAAGCUGUUAAAUGGGCGUUCUCCCUUUGAGAUAAUUUAUGCCAGGCAACCGGGUUAUCAACAUCUGCGCACGGUGGGUUGCUUGUGCUACGCACACAACAAGUCCCUUCACGGCGACAAAUUUGCGUCACGGAGCAUUCGGAGUGUGUUUGUUGGAUAUCCUCAAGGUAAGAAGGGAUGGCGUCUGUUUGACCUUGCAACUAGCCGGUUCUUUGUAUCUCGAGACGUUGUGUUUUGCGAAGAUCGUUUUCCGUUCUUGGAAAUCCCACCGGCAUCCUUGUCUCCCUCGCCGUUACCUUCGAGUCCCUGGCCAACUUUUGUUGAUGACGAGGAUCGUGUGCUGCCACCAGCUACUCCGUCUUCUCCUGUUCUCGCGGACCUUUCGGAUUCGGCAACAGUGUCGAACAACUCUGUUUCAUCACCUGCGAUCGUCCUUUCUUUACCACCUGAUGAUAUUAACGACAGGGGGGGUUGCCCUCCAUCCAGCUCCGACUCUCCUCCCGCAGAGGAUCUUGGUCGAGGAAAACGUACACGUUAUUCUUCUACUCGUCUUCGGGAUUACGUCACCAACACGGUUCUUGUCUCCAGACCGCCUUUCCCUUUGUAACAUUCCUCGGCUGUUCCUUACCCUCUCUCGGAUUUUGUUGGGUGCACGAAAUUCUCGAUAACUCACCGCGCGUUCCUUGCAUCCAUCACAGACGGCACAGAGCCCCGUUCGUACAAAGACGCACUUCGCGACCCAAGAUGGAAGGCAGCUAUGCAGGCCGAGAUUGCGGCUUUGGAAGAUAAUCGCACGUGGACCAUUGAACCCCUUCCUCCGGGGAAGAAGGCAAUUGGGUGUCAAUGGAUAUUCAAAAUUAAGUAUCGCUCCGAUGGUUCCGUUGAACGCUAUAAAGCUCGGUUGGUAGUCUUGGGAAAUCGUCAAGUUGACGAACUAGACUAUGGAGAGACUUUUGCUCCCGUCGCCAAAAUGGUCACGGUUCGCACCUUCUUAGUUGUUGCCGCUGCUCGGAAUUGGGAUAUUCAUCAGAUGGAUGUUCAUAACGCGUUUCUACACGGUGACUUGCGUGAAGAAGUUUACAUGCGCAUGCCACCGGGUUUCGAGUCUCCAGAACACGGUUACGCAUGCCGCCUCCGUAAAUCCCUGUAUGGUUUGCGUCAAGCUCCACGUUGUUGGUUCGAAAAGCUCCGCUCGGCCCUUAUAAGGUACGGGUUUGUUCAGUCCCAAUCGGAUCACUCGUUGUUUACUUUCCGCAAAGGUUCCGUACACUUGUGUGUUCUAGUCUAUGUGGACGACUUGAUCAUCUCAGGGAACUCGUCUAUUGCUCUACAUGCCUUCAAGUCGUAUCUUGGUUCGUGUUUUCGUAUGAAGGACUUGGGUACGCUUAAAUAUUUCCUUGGACUUGAGGUCGCUCGCAGCAAGACCGGUAUUUAUAUCUGUCAGCGGAAGUAUGCUCUCGACAUUAUCUCCGAGGUUGGGUUACUAGGUUGCAAGCCGGCCCAUUUUCCAUUGGAUCAAAACCACCGUCUUUCGUUGUCCGAUAGUCCUCUUCUCACCGAUGCCGGGAAAUAUCGCCGUCUCGUGGGUCGCCUCAUUUACCUAACUGUUACUCGCCCGGAGCUCGCUUAUUCUGUUCACAUUCUAUCACAGUUUAUGCACACGCCUCGACAGGACCAUUGGGACGCUGCCAUGCAUGUCGUUCGUUAUUUAAAACGAGACCCGGGUCAAGGAGUUCUCUUUCGAUCUGAUUGCGAUCUUCGUCUCCGUGGCUGGUGUGAUGCAGACUACGCCGGUUGCCCCCUCACCCGCAAAUCCGUUAGUGGGUGGUUCGUCCAACUCGGAUCCUCCCCAAUUUCAUAGAAGACUAAGAAGCAAUCCAUUCCGUCGUUGUCCUCGGCAGAAUCCGAAUAUCGCGCCAUGCGUCUCACCACUUGCGAACUUCUCUGGAUCAAGAGCCUUCUAUCUACUCUCGGUGUGGACCAUUCCUCACCAAUGUUGCUGUUUUGUGAUAGUCAAGCCGCUCUCCAUAUCGCAUCCAACGAUGCUUACCACGAACGCACGAAACAUAUUGAGGUGGACUGCCAUUUUCUUCGACAUCACCUCGAUCAUGGAAACAUUCUUCCGCGUCAUGUGUCAACACGGGAACAACUGGCGGAUAUUUUCACCAAAGCGUUAGGGAAAAAGGAAUUUGCUUGGUUUCUUGGCAAGUUGGGAUUGCAUAAUUUGCACUCACCAACUUGAGGGGUAUUGGCUGAGAUUAUUCAGCGUAUAUACAUUGUAUAUUUAGUUAUAUUAUUAGAUAGACUUUCACUGGUUUUAGGAGAGAUCUCCUCCGCUAGUUACUAGGUUCUGUUAUUGUUUUCGUUGUACAUAUACUUGGGCAGAGCUCCCACAAUACACAGCAGUUCCUUGCC